AUGGAACUUACGCAAGUGGUGUUGCCUCCCGAUCGCGACAACAAAUACCACAUUCGCGUUACCGUGUCUGCAGAUAAGCCACCAGUUCAUACGAUUUGGAUGGAGAAUUUGUUGUCACACGAGCAGCGCGAAUACAGCUUUGUCGAUGUCACGAAGCUGCCUGGCGCGCAGAACGACAUUCGCGUGCCCACUACCACUGUUCUGACAGCGCUGUUCCGAUGUUUGAGCAGUCAGCCUGACGCAGAAGUGGUCGUAGGACCAGAACCUCGAGCUACGGCAGAAUCAAAAACUGCCUUCGAGAAGGGGGAAGUACAACUGCUGACGUCUACUGCAGAGAAGAAUGCUGGGGAAGCAAAUGGUGGUGACAAAUUGACGCUGGUCGUGGCGUAUCCUGCACUGGAUCUCUUUCGAGUCGACCAUAACUUCCCUAUGAAGCUUGUGUCGGAAAGGCAGCGGUUGCAACAUCUUGCACAGGAACUAGAACGUCUGAAAGAGCAGCUUUCGCUCGUCCAGACUGAUCGGGAUAACCUGUGCAAGCAACUCCGGCAGCUAGAAGAGGAGAACGAGCGCACUCUGUCGCAACAGGUGGGAGCGCGACUGAGAACGGAUCGGGAAGCUCAGGACUCACGACUGCAGCAGCGGCAAAGCAGCGAGGACGUGGAGCACCGGGUGACCAAACUUGUCGAAAAGAAAACACAUGCUUUUAUAGAGUCACAGGAGAAGGAGAACCGCCAUCGAGAGCGUGCCAGAAAAUGGGUGUUUGUGCAGUCAAGUUGGAUGUCAGCUUUCCAGCCGUGCCAAGCACUGGUAACUGGCGCUUCUACCGACACGAGGACGUCUCUUCUCCGACCAGAAACAACCACCGCUACCUGUAGGUAUGUCGUUGAGUGGAAGGAAGUCAUUGACAUUGCCGAGCCGCUCUUCCAGACGGCUGACACGUCAGAAAGCGGGUCGACACGGUCCAUUUCCGUUGUCAAAGAUGGACUGUAUCAAGUGAAUGUUAACGUAAGCCACGACAGUUUGGUUCAACUGCGACUCAUGAUAAACCCUGCAAAGUCUGACGAGGGCGCUGCAUUCCAACGUGAAGCUCGCGAGAUCGCGCCAACGAAAGUGUCACUGUACGAGAAUAAGCGGCGCGUCUCGCGUGUGGAUAUGACGCUUGAUCUGCAUGCGUCGGACCAGCUCUCGCUAGAACUCCGGCUUUCAGACUCGGCGGCACUACCAUCGGUACAAGAGGAGUGGCUACGGGCCCCCAUGCCCACGCAUAAUCGGCUAUUGGUCGUAGCACUUUAG
Messenger RNA from Phytophthora infestans T30-4, 1293 nucleotides. RefSeq lists its product as uncharacterized. The transcript has a single exon. The record is from RefSeq and is a predicted model, not a curated record. The coding region runs from base 1 to 1293 and encodes 430 amino acids. NCBI's taxonomy places the organism in Eukaryota, Oomycota, Peronosporomycetes, Peronosporales, Peronosporaceae.